This is a messenger RNA of Penicillium arizonense, 321 nucleotides long. RefSeq lists its product as uncharacterized. The transcript has 2 exons. The record is from RefSeq and is a predicted model, not a curated record. NCBI's taxonomy places the organism in Eukaryota, Fungi, Ascomycota, Eurotiomycetes, Eurotiales, Aspergillaceae. The coding region runs from base 1 to 321 and encodes 106 amino acids.
AUGGGCGUCGAUUCCACCUUGUACACCGUCACCUGUGAUACUUCCUAUAUAUCUCCUGCUCCCAAGAAGGUAAAGGAGGGCGUAUCCCCCGAGGACUAUGCUCGGCUAUGUACGGCGGAGCCAGCCUGCCAUACCAUGGUCUGGCAUUCUAGAAACUGCUGGCAGUCCGAUAAAAUAGACGCCGUCUCAUUCCGCGUCCCAGGCGCUGUACUAUUGAUACCAGGCGAGAAACAUGAUCCCGUCACUGGACCAUCCCCUAGCGAGGGGCAACAGAAAUGCCUCGAGGAGAAGGAGCUGUUGGCACAGGAGAAGGAGCAAUAG